This is a messenger RNA of Sphenostylis stenocarpa, 165 nucleotides long. NCBI's taxonomy places the organism in Eukaryota, Viridiplantae, Streptophyta, Magnoliopsida, Fabales, Fabaceae. The record is from the annotation of a GenBank genome assembly.
AUGGAACCACUGAAUGAUUCCGGAACAGAUAGAGAUCGUCAGGCAGGGAAGCUAAUUCAAUAUUCCGUUGAGGAGGUUGCUUGGUUGCCUGAUAGGAAUCCAACAUGGGCCUCACAACAGCUGGAAGAAAUAGGCCUGAGGGGGAUUACGCAGCAUGAUAAGUGA